AUGAAUGUGUUCUUAUUACUUGUAAGUUUAUUAUCAUCAUCAUGGGGAUUGGAACAACGUAUCUUUGUGAAAGAUACUAUCCACCAGGAAAUGGACCCUCCAGAGACGAUGAGUCUUAGUAGGAGUAAUGUAAUGAUAAACUGGAUAGAAAUGCCACUCGAUCAUUUCGACCCACAAAACACAGCUACAUUUAAUAUGCGUUACAUGUUUAAUGAAGAACAUUUUGGUGGUGCUGGAUCUCCAAUUUUUAUAAUGGCUGGCGGAGAGUGGACUAUCACUACCAAUAUGCUUAUGGAAGGCAAUAUGUAUUACAUGGCAGUAGAAAACAAAGGCUAUUUGAUAUAUACUGAACAUCGGUACUAUGGCCAAACAAUUCCAUUUACCGAUUUCACUGCUAACAAUUUGCGUUUUCUGAACAUCGAUCAGGCAUUGGCUGAUUUAGCCUAUUUUAUUAAAUAUUUGAAGAAGCAGCCUCGUUUCGCUAAUAGCAAGAUCAUUAUGUAUGGAGGAUCAUAUGCCGCCAAUAUGGUGAUGUGGUUCAAGCAGCGGUAUCCCCACUUAGUUCUGGGUGUUGUGGCCUCAAGUGGCCCGAUUAAUGCAAAAAUUGAUUUCGCAGGAUACCUUGAAGUCGUCCACGAAGCUUUCUUACUAGAAGGAGGUGAACAGUGUAUUGAUAUCAUUAGGCAAGGUAUUCAAGAUACUGUAGAAGCCUUGGAAACGGAAGCUGGCAGACGUACUAUAGAGGAAUCUUACAGAUUAUGUAAUGGAACAUUUGACUUUGACAACCGUUUGGAUUUGGGUUAUUUCGCGGGAAUGAUCACUUGGACCUUUUCGGGUAGAGUGCAGUAUGCAGUUCCUGGUUCAUUGUUGACAAUAUGUAAUAAUUUCAGAAAUAACGUAUACGGUACCACACCCAUGAUGCAGAUUGGUGGAUUCGUGGCAUUGUUUCAAAAUCUUAAUAAUAACUCAUGCUGGAACAUUAAAUUUGAUAACAUGGUUGCAAACUACAUGCGCCCAACUAACUCUAGGGCUUGGUAUUAUCAAACUUGUACGGAAUAUGGUUACUUCCAAAUAGCCCCAAAUUCCGGCACUGUUUUUGAUCCAUUGAAAUGGCUUGAUGUUGAGUUCUACGUGGAAGUUUGCAAGAGAGGUUAUGAUGAGAGAUUUGACGAAGCUUUUGCUUACGCUGCUGCGGAUCGUGUAAACUUAAUUUUCGGAGCGUUAUCACCUGAGGUGAAGAACACCAUCAAUAUCCAUGGCUACAUAGAUCCGUGGCGUGCUCUUGGAGUAUACGAAAGAGAUUUACACGUCACGUCACCAACUUACACCGUGCCAAGAGCAUCACAUUGUUUCGAUAUAAGCGCGUGGCGUGUUACAGAUACUAUUCAAAUGACUGCUGUACAGCAAAGAGCACGAAGUAUAGUAGCGUCAUGGCUUAACUCCUAA
Molecule: messenger RNA, 1446 nt
Organism: Arctia plantaginis
Lineage: Eukaryota; Metazoa; Arthropoda; Insecta; Lepidoptera; Erebidae
Source: the annotation of a GenBank genome assembly